AUGUCGUACGCUGGCCGCCGUCGGGGCAAUAAAGUCAAGAAGGGCGUGCAGUUUACUGUCAUGGUCGUCGGCGCGUCCGGAACGGGCCGCACGACGUUCGUGAACACGCUGUGCGAGAGCGAGGUGCUCGCCCAUAAGGUGUCCGACAACCCCGACAUGGCCCACAUUGAGGAGGGCAUCAAGAUCAAGCCCGUCAACGUCGAGCUCGAAGAGGACGGCGUACGCAUUGCGCUGACCAUCGUCGACACGCCUGGUUUCGGCGACAACAUCGACAACGAGUUCGCCUUCCAGGAGAUCGUCGGCUACCUCGAGCGUCAGUACGACGACAUUCUCGCCGAGGAGAGCCGUAUCAAGCGUAACCCGCGCUUCCGCGACAACCGCGUCCACGCCUUGCUUUACUUUAUCCCGCCCACCGGCCACGCGCUCCGUGAGAUGGACAUCGAACUCAUGCGCCGUCUCUCCCCUCGCGUGAACGUCAUCCCGGUCGUGGGCAAAGCCGACUCGUUGACCCCCGCCGAGCUCAAGGGCUUCAAGAAGCGCAUCAUGGAGGACAUCGAGCACUACGAUAUCCCCGUGUACAACUUCCCGUACGACGUCGAGGAAGACGACGAGGAGACCAUCCAGGACAACUCCGAGCUCCGCGCGCUUCUUCCGUUCGCCAUUGUCGGCAGCGAGGAGGAGAUCGAGGUCGACGGGGAGCCCGUCAGGGCCAGGAUCUACCCGUGGGGCAUCGUCGAGGUCGACAACCCGAAGCACAGCGAUUUCAGCCGGCUUCGCAGCGCGCUGCUCAACUCGCAUCUUGCGGAUCUCAAGAGCCUGACGCACGACGUGUUGUACGAGACGUACCGUACCGAGAAGCUGUCGCGCACGGUGCACACGGAGACGCACGACUCGUCCAUCCUCCCCGAGGAGCUGGCGUCGCAGAGCGUGCGUCUCAAGGAGGAGCAGCUCCGCCGGGAGGAAGAGAAGCUUCGCGAGAUCGAGCUCAAGGUGCAGCGGGAGAUCAACGAGAAGAGGCAGGAGCUGCUGGCCAAGGAGGAGAGCUUGCGCAACCUGGAGAGCCGCCUGGCGGCGCAGGGGUCGCAGGGCGAGUUUGGCGGGCAGGAAUCCGGACGGGGCGGCCGGGAGUCUGUCGAAGUCUUGUUAACCAACGACGACGACGACGAACGACUGACGACCGGACCCACGGGCGCCUAUGCACGGAACCCGAUGCAGCUCGGCGAGAUGAUGGCCCCCGCGCACGCACCGCUCGACGACGGCGCCUACCACCGCUUCGGGACCGGCCCGCCCUCGACCUCCUCCUCCUCGUCCUCCCUCGCCUCCUCCCCGCCGUCCGCGCGCAGACGCAGCGCCAUCCUGCGACCACCCCGACCGUCCGCGCCCCCACCGAGUGCGCCGAUCCCGGACGUGCCCCCGCUGGCGGACGCACAACACUACGGGCAUUAUCAACAUUACCUGCCGAGGCCGCCGCUGGACGAGGGCGCGAACACGAACGUGAACACUUAUUACCGGCCGGCGGCGUCGCCUGGGCUCGCGGCCGUCGCUGCGUUCUCCCAGGCGCAGGCGGCGAGGGAGUAUGGGGGCGGGGGGAUGAGCUCAGGGGCGAGCACGCCGGAUAUGCACGGGCAGGACAUCGUGCCAGACCGGCUGCUGCUGUCGCCGUCGAGCAGCGCGCGAUCGGACGAGCGGAGCUCACGUGCGAGCUCGCGGACGGGGGACGGGAAGCUGAGCUCGCGCAAGACGCUGACGAGGGCGCUCGAGCUCGCGAGGGAGGCGGUGCGGCUGGACAGCACCAACGACGAUCCGCACGGCGCGAUUGUGGCGUACGGCGAGAGCGUGAAGCUGCUGAGCAAGGUCAUGGAGCGCGUCAUGCGCGGCGACGACGGCAAGCGCGGCGGCAGCGCGGGCGGGCGCAGGAGGAGCGUCGUCGCGCAGGAGGAGGAGAUCAGAAGGCUCAAGACCAUACACGACACUUAUGCGGACAGGAUGAAUAUCUUGAGCUUGAUCUACGAUAUUCCGCACGGCGUGGGCGAGGACGGGAACAGGCCGAGCAGCCCGAGCUCCCAGAGCGACGCUGAGCCAAAUGUUCAUAGAUUCAGCCAGGCCACCAUUACCGGCUACCAGCAUCCCUACGCAGCUUCUUCUGCUUCGUCGUUCGAUGAGCACCCGCCGCCGCCACCCCCGCCGCCGCAGUCUGUGCAGUCACGACCGAGCACCCCCUCUCGGGCCGCGUCCCGUCCACGCGCCUCGUCCAAUCUGCCCCCGCCAGUCCCGCCUCCUCAAGCAGCACCGCCUCCCGCACCCGUCGACCACCUCGCAGCGCCCGUCUCACGACAACGCGGCCAAUCAGUGUCUACACAUUCCCGCACACACUCUGGCUCUCGACUCGAGGCCCUAACCGAAGAGUCGCCCCUCCAAACGAAAUCACACAUCGAGGCCCUCGAGCCCUCGGCUGCACCACCCCGCCCACGCACAGACUCGCUGACAUCCGCCUCUGUGCCCUUCAACCCGCGCGAUCCGAACAGAGAGUCCCAUCCCCUCCCGCCCUUACCAACCUCACCCGAUUCAGCCUCCUCCGUCCUCGGCCCCCCAACGCCGCGCACGAACCCCGUCCCGCUCGACGACGACACCCAGAGCACGUACCGCGCGCGCCCGCGCGCGCCGAGCAUCCUGAGCAUGCGCGAGCAGCUGGCGCAGAGUGCGCUGGUGAACAGUACGACGAGCCAGGGCACGAUCUCGCAGCGGCGCUCGAAGAUGAGCGCGCCGCCGUCGAGCUCGGCGAACGGCUCGCCGCGGAUGUCCGAUGCGCCGCCGCCGUCUGCGAUGCGCGGGCGCUCGAGAGCGAAUUCGCAGCCGGGGCACAGGCCUUCGUUGCCGCCUGCUCCCCCAGCACCAGCUUCGGCCGUGCCUGGUUUGCCCUACGAACCUGAGCGACCCAUCUUGCCUCGAAAAGCGAGCGCCUCGACUAUCGCGAGUAAAGCGUCCGUCAUCACGACGUCGAACCCGCUCCCGAGCGUGCAGAUCGUGCAGAGCGGGCUGCAGAGCCCGCCAUUAGCACCGUCGUUGACGCUCGUCACCGCGCUCGUGCCGCCGCCGCCGAUACCGCACGCGACGCUGCCCACGACGCCUACGAGCCCGCUCCCGCCCGCGCCGCCGAGCGACGCGUUGCGAAAACCGUUCCAUAUGAUGAGUCUGCUCAGGCAUACGAUGACGAGCAAGUCGGGCGGGUACAUCACGCGCAAGCUGCACGUCCCGCAAGGUGUAUGGUCGCAGGGCGGCGCGAAGCUAAGGGAUACGCCGGAGAAGGUAAGGGUCGCGGAGAUAUUGGCUGUGGCGCUGGAUGAGCUUGCGCGGGUCAGUGGGGAGGUUUUUGGUCCUGGGAGUGUCGCGAGCGGGAUGGGGAUGGGGAUUGGGAGUGUGGGGAAGAAGGAGGGCGAGGUGUGGGUGAGGGGCUUGGAUGAGUUUGCGGGGGUUUGUGAGGGCGUUGUGGCGAAUUUUGGGAAGAAGUUGGGCGUUGGGGAGGGGUUUGCUAGUAAGAAGAAUAGCGGGGUCACGGCCUGGGCAGGCAAGAUGACGCGCCAGUUCGACAAGCUCACGAACCAGAAGAACGGCUCCCUCGACUCACCCGCAGCCUACACAACUGCCCUCGGCAGACUCUUCGCCGCCUCCCAACUCCUCGACGAGCACUGCCGCGCUAUAGUAAUGACACCGCCCGCGCCCUCCUACGCCGCUCUCCCCCCAGACUUACGAGCGAGCGUUGAAGCGAGGCUAAGGAGAAACAGCGAGUUCUUCGCGAAUGCCGUACUGCCGUUCGUCGUGAGGGAUCUGGCGCAGUUGUUGGAUAAGUACGUGAAGAAGUGUGAGAAGUGGUUGGCUGAGUAG
Molecule: messenger RNA, 3882 nt
Organism: Peniophora sp. CBMAI 1063
Lineage: Eukaryota; Fungi; Basidiomycota; Agaricomycetes; Russulales; Peniophoraceae
Source: the annotation of a GenBank genome assembly